Molecule: messenger RNA, 1540 nt
Organism: Entelurus aequoreus (snake pipefish)
Lineage: Eukaryota; Metazoa; Chordata; Actinopteri; Syngnathiformes; Syngnathidae
Product: opsin-VA-like
Exons: 5
Coding region: 107-1153 (348 amino acids)
Biological process (GO): G protein-coupled receptor signaling pathway; visual perception
Cellular component (GO): membrane; photoreceptor outer segment
Molecular function (GO): G protein-coupled receptor activity
Source: RefSeq, a predicted model, not a curated record
CAUCCUAAUGCAUCUAUCAGGCAGAUGCACCACGGAGAAAAGCCCGGAUCGCAAACGAUAAAAGGAGGAUGGCGUAGUGCGUCAACACUCCCUACAUCCAGGCACCAUGGACAGCACCGGCACGCCGUGGAGCUCCCAGGUGGCGCCCACCAUCUUCCCCCGCGUGGGCUACAGCAUCAUCUCCUUCCUCAUGUUCAUCACCACCGUCCUGACGGUGUUCAACAACGGCCUGGUGAUCACCGUCUGCCUGAAGAACCCGUCUCUGCUGCACCCCAUGAACGUGUUCAUCCUCAGCCUGGCCAUGUCCGACCUCAUGAUCGGCCUGUGCGGCUCGCUGGUGGUCACCAUAACCAACUACCACGGCUCCUACUUCAUCGGACACACCGCGUGCGUCUUCCAGGGGUUUGCCGUCAACUACUUUGGUCUGGUGUCGCUGUGCACGCUGACCCUGCUGGCGUACGAGCGCUACAACGCCGUGUGCAAGCCCGACGCCAGCCUCAAGCUGGGGAUGAGGAGGAGCAUCAAGGGCCUCCUCUUCGUCUGGGCCUUCUGCCUGUUCUGGGCCGUGGGGCCCCUGCUGGGAUGGAGCGGCUACGGCCCCGAGGGGGUGCAGACGUCCUGCUCCCUGUCCUGGGAGGAGAGGUCCUGGAGCAACUACAGCUACCUCACCCUCUACACGCUCAUGUGCUUCCUGUUCCCGGUGGCCGUCAUCAUCUACUGCUACUCCAGAGUGCUGGCGUCCAUGAGAAAGCUGAACAGGAGCGUGGAGCUCCAGUCGGGGCGUUCCUUGCAGAAGGAGAACGACCACGCCACCAGCAUGGUCCUGACUAUGGUGGUGGCCUUCUUCAUGUGCUGGCUGCCUUACACCGCCUUGUCGGUGGUGGUGGUGGUCAAUCCUCAGCUCCACAUCCCUCCGCUGGUGGCGACCAUGCCCAUGUACUUUGCCAAGACCAGCCCCGUGUACAACCCCAUCAUCUACUUCCUGUCCAACAAGCAGUUCCGGGACGGCGCUCUGGAGAUGCUGUCCUGCGGCCGCUACAUCCCCCACGGCUCCUCCACCCGGGUGAGCAUCAACAUGAGGCCCCUGAGCCGGAGGAGCCGGCUGAUCCCCUGCAGCAGAAUCAACAGGCACAGCAAGGUGUUGCCUCUGUAAAAUAUCCACCGCGCUCCCUUUUGACGGCUCGUUAACGACACAGAAUGACAAGUCUUGUGCAAGUGGGGUUUUUUUUUUUCUUCUUCUUCUUUUUCUUUGUCCAAGAAGUCCGGAGUGAAGAGGAGACUCGACAGCUGAUGGACAGAUGGAGGACAAAGGAACCAAUAGGAAGCCUUCUGGUAGCAUCCUGUGACAGUUCCACGCUGGAAAUCACUGAAAGCGGCCCAUUCUUUGACAAAUGUUUGUAGAAACAGUCUCCAUGCCUAAGUGCGUGAUUUUAUACACCUGUGGCCGGGGCCAAGUGAUUAGGACACCUGGUUCUCAUCAUUUUGGACGGGUGGCCAAAUACUUUUGGCAAUAUAGCUCACUUGUCCGUGUUACGCUUGU